This is a messenger RNA of Rhagoletis zephyria (snowberry fruit fly), 792 nucleotides long. The record is from RefSeq and is a predicted model, not a curated record. Lineage: Eukaryota; Metazoa; Arthropoda; Insecta; Diptera; Tephritidae.
AUGGGCGGCUGCAACAACACCAGCGGCUCGAUGCGCAGCUGUGAGGCGUACGACAGCCGAACGAAGGUCUGGCGACAGCUGCCGCCAAUGCACACUGCCCGCAAGGAGGCGGCCGCUGCCGUGCACGCCAACAAGGUCUACAUCACCGGCGGCGUCGACUCCUUCUGCAACAGCUCAGUGGAAGUGCUCACCAUGACGUCCACUUCGCCCAGUGGAACUAUCAACUACGCGUGGACAGUGGUCAGCUUCAUGUGUGUGCCGCGUCGAGGACACGCUCUGCUGAGCAGUGGCGGCUGCCUCUACGCAGUGGGCGGCUGCACCGACGUUACCGAGUACACCUGUCUGCGCUCUGUGGAGAAGCUCUCUGCCAAUGGCAACCAGUGGGAAUUUGUGGCGCCGAUGACGGUGGUCCGCCACGCGGCCGCCACCGUCAGCCUCGAAGGAAAGCUUUUUGUCUUUGGCGGCUACGACGGCGCCAGCUGCAGCAAGUCCAUUGAGUGCUACAACACCGCUGCAGCUGGUGGACAGGCGGUGGCAGUAGAAUGGGAACCGGUGGCCGGGUGUCAGCUUCCGGUGGAGAACUCCAGCGCCAGCGCCGUCGCCCUGGCCGACCUGCCCACCGGCCUGCACCUCACCUACUACGGACAGUGUCUGCUGCAGGGAGAGCGCUACCAGCCGACCAAGGCGAAGAAGGAGUACAGUCAGAAGGCGGUGGCCAAGAUGAUGAUUGCCGCCUGCAAGAAAGAGGAGAUCAAGGAGAAGAAAGAGAUGUUCCAGCAGAACUCUCACUGA